AUGAAUAAUUAUUAUUAUAUUUUAAUAUUUUUAUUAUUUAUAAAUUUAUUAAUUGUUAAAGGUGAUGAUGUUCAAUGUAAUACAUUUGUAAAUUCACAAUCAAAUAUGGAUCCAAGUGAAUGUGGUUCUUCAUCAAAUAAUGCAUGUUCAAAUAUUUCACAAUCAAUUUUAAAUUGUGGUGAAUUUAAUGAAAUUAUAAUUACAAUUAGUCCAGGAAAUUAUUCAAUUAAUAGUGAAACAUUUGGACCAAUUACAAAUAAGAAAAUUACAAUUUUAAAUUCUGAUCAACCAAUUAUUCAACCAUCAGUUAUUAUUAAUUUAUCAAAAUCAGUUUCUCCAUUUAUUAGAUAUAUUCCAACAACUAUUGAUGAUACAUUAACAGUAUCAUUAAAUGGUAUAACAUUUGAAAAUGGUAUUCAAAGAGGAUCAGUAUUAUUAAAUAAUGGAUCUGGUAUAAUUAAUUUAUCAGUUGUAAAUUGUGCAUUCAUUAAUAUGUUGGAUUCAAGUUAUGGUAGUACAUUUUCAUUCACUAAUAGUAGUAGUUUAACAACACCAACAACAAUUGGUAUUGUUUCAAUUAGUAAAUCAACUUUUUCAAAUUCAAAUUCAAAUCAAAUGGGUGGUUUUAUUUAUAGUAUUAAUUUACCAAUUCAAUUUACAAUUGAUCAAAGUAGUUUUUUAGGUCAAAAUAUUAGUGGUACUGGUAUUAGUGUUGCAAUUUUAAAUGGAUACUUGUCAGUUUCAAAUACAAUCGUUAAAGGACUCUAUACAAAAUAUCCAUUCUAUUUACAAAGAAAUAAUGGUAUUAAAUCAGCAAUGACAACUUUUACAUUUAAUAAUGUUACAUUUAAAGAUUUAACCGAAGGUUUUGCUAUAAUGAUAACUGGUGAUAAAACAACAUCAACUGAAAUUAAGAAUUGUACAUUCACCAACACUGUUAAUAUUUCACCAAUUUUCAUUCAAGGUAUUUCUCAAGCAAAUAUUCAGUCAUGUACUUUCACUAAUAAUACAAAUACACUUUCACUAUUAAAUAGUGCAGGUGGUAUUUCAAUUGAAUCAACCACUGCAACUAUUAAUGAUUGUGUUUUCUUAAAUAAUAAAGCAAGACUAGGUGGUGCAAUUUCAACAAGUUAUUGUGAUCUUCAAGGCGUUACAAUUACAAAUUCAACAUUCCAAGGUAAUAGUGCUCAGUAUUUUGGUGGUUCAAUUUAUAAUGUCAAUUGUAAUACUACAUUUAAAAAUGUUGAUUUCUCAAGUUUAGUUACAAAUAUUUCAACAGUUUAUUGUUCAGCUUCAAAUAUGAUAUUCUCUUCUUCAAAUUUCACAGAUUCUGGUAAAGAAAUAAAUGAUUUAAGUAAUCUUGGUAUUAUUUGUAAUUCAAAUCCUUGUGCUAUUACAAUUGAUUCAAAACCAUCAAUUCAAUGUCAAUAUAAUGAAAAUGAUUCAAAUGAUAAUAAAGGUGGUUUAUCAACUGGUCAAAAAAUUUUAAUUGCUUUCGGUGUAGUUAUUGGUUUAAUAAUUAUAAUUAUAAUUAUUGUUAUUAUUGUUAGAAAAGUUAAAAAAAAUAGAGAAUAUAAACCAUUUGGUUAUUAA
Molecule: messenger RNA, 1593 nt
Organism: Dictyostelium discoideum AX4
Lineage: Eukaryota; Evosea; Eumycetozoa; Dictyosteliales; Dictyosteliaceae
Exons: 1
Coding region: 1-1593 (530 amino acids)
Cellular component (GO): membrane; extracellular region
Source: RefSeq, a predicted model, not a curated record